GAGAGCGCGGAGAGCCAGCGCGGAGAGGCACUGACGGGACAUCAUCUGGACCAGCCAACUAAACAAACCGUUCCAACUCUUCACCAGCGGGGGAAAAAGCGUGAGAGCAGACUGGAUUCACGCACGGACCUAAAAUGAAAGGCUUACCUGGCUGUGUUUUUGCGGAGUUUUCUAUCACAUCGAUUCGGCUUUGACACUGCGCUUUGCAAAACUUUUCCUUUUAGUUUGUUUUGGAGGAAUUUUAGGCACAACAAGUGAAAAUCAACGGACAUUUUCAAUCAAGUUUUGGACUAAUCUGCACCGCCUGUCCACCGAUAUCUUUUCUGGAUAAACUCUAACUCAAGUCGGCACCAUGGACGAGGACCAGUGCUACUACAACGAGACCAUCGCCUUCUUCUACAACCGCAGCGGCAAAACCCUGGCUACGGACUGGAACGCCGUGAGCCGCCUGGUGAUGGGCCUGGGUAUCACCGUGUGCAUCUUCAUCAUGCUCGCCAACCUCCUCGUCAUGAUCGCCAUCUACGUCAACCGGCGUUUCCACUUCCCCAUAUACUACCUGAUGGCUAACCUAGCUGCUGCCGACUUCUUCGCCGGGCUGGCUUACUUCUACUUGAUGUUCAACACGGGACCUAACACGAGGAGGCUAACAGUUUCGACGUGGCUGCUACGGCAAGGUUUGAUCGAUACUAGCUUGACUGCUUCCGUCGCUAACCUGCUAGCCAUCGCCAUCGAACGCCACAUCACUGUAUUCCGGAUGCAGCUACACACGCGCAUGAGCAAUCGGCGAGUGGUGGUUGUCAUCGUGAUUAUUUGGACAAUGUCGAUCGUCAUGGGCGCCAUUCCGAGUGUGGGUUGGAAUUGUAUCUGUAGCUUAAAGUCGUGUUCCAAUAUGGCGCCCCUGUACAGCAACUCCUACCUGGUGUUUUGGGCGGUGUUCAACCUGGUGACCUUUGUUGUCAUGGUAACGCUGUACGCACACAUCUUCGUUUAUGUGCGCCAGAGGACCAUGAGGAUGUCGAGGCACAGCUCCGGACCGAGGAGGAACAGGGAUACGAUGAUGUCUCUGCUGAAAACUGUGGCCAUUGUGUUAGGUGCCUUCAUCAUCUGCUGGACCCCGGGCCUGGUCAUCCUCCUCUUGGACGUCUUCUGCGCCAAAUGCGACGUCCUGGCCUACGAGAAGUUCUUCCUGCUCCUGGCCGAAUUCAACUCCGCCAUGAACCCCAUCAUCUACUCCUACCGCGACAAGGAGAUGAGCGCCACCUUCAGGCAGAUCCUGUGCUGCCAGCGCCAAGAGAACGCCAACGGUACGGUGGCGGAGGGCUCGGACCGGUCGGCAUCUUCCAUCAAUCACACGGUUCUGAGCGGGGGAGCGCAUCACCACAACAAUCACAACAAUGAACAUUCGGUGGUAUAGGCUAAACGAAGUUACCAAACGGACUGUGAACAGAUUAUAAACUAAAUUGCAGUAUCUUGAUGAAGAGAAAGACCAAUGAAGAAUAUACAACACUACAUGGAUUUGAGAUUUAAGGACUCCAGUAGGCUCUUAGUGUUUCGUGUUGUGUGUUACUGAACUAUUUAAGAGUUAUCUGUGAAGUGAUGGUUAUGCCAGUAUUGUAACUUCUAAUAUCGUGUUUCUUAUUAUUCAGGUUAACUUUCAAUAGGGUAACAUUGCAUUCGUAUACGUGAUUUUAAGCAUCUGCCUCGUCUUAGAAAAGAACAUUUUAAUGACUAGGAAAGCUAUUAAAAUCGUCACAUUUUUUUGUUGCUCGAAGUGAAUUUGAUAGAUUUGGGGUGGUACAUUUGUUAAUUUGCUUUCAUUUCAAUAGGUGUCUACAUUCAAACUCUAGGUUUACUACAUAAGUUGGUUUUAUGGUGCACUGUGUAACUUUUUGGUAGAGGGUCCGCCACCUGCUUGUUUUUAUGGAUAUGCUAUUGCUCUGCCUGGAAUAUUACACAGUAUGGCAUUAAACAGCUUUUUUUUAACGUUUAUUAAAUUACAGUUGGUUUUAUGGCACAAAGAAAUAGGCAUUCUGACUGUGAGCGAAGUUGCUUCUCCACAGAUCUGACCUAUAACUUGGUCUAGUUUGACAGAAUGAUUUAAUGCCAUACUUUGAAACAUUCCAUUGGGAAACACAUUUGACAGACCCUCCACCGGAAAAGUUACACGAUGCACCUAACGCAAAAUUCUGUGAAGUAAGUGCACUUUUUUUCUACCAAUUUAACUGCAGUUAUCGUUUUGAGCCUGAUUUUUUUUCCCCAUUACAAUCAGCAUCAAUGUUAUGACCAACAGUUUUGCCUUGAAACUGUCCCCAGUGGUAAUGCAAGUCUUAAAAUCAUGGCUCUGUACUAAGCUAAGUUAGUUGAAAUCAUGCACGAUUGAUAUCAAGGUGCUGUACCUGAUUUUUACUGUCUUAAAAACAUGGAAAAAAAAAAAAAAAAAAAAAAAAAGAACUAGUUCAUUUUCAAACAGUUUGUAGUCGCCCAAACUUAUUCCCCAUUCCAAGCAUCCUAAUUAUUCACCGAGAUGAGUUCAUAAGCGCUUUUCACAACCCUCAGAGACUAUAGUAGAGUUUUGCUGCAUCAAUAAAGUGAACAGCAACUAGCAUGCUAACCCACACUUCCUGAUUAAAAGCUUUAUAAUUAGACAGCACACAGGGGACAUAUUUCAAGCUCUGUACUGGGACAGUUUAGCUCAAAUACAUAGAAAAAAAAAAAAAAAAAAUCAAAUACAGGCUUUUUUCUGAUCUGCGUUAUGUUGUUUCCUCAUCACAAACAUACCAGGAGUUGUGUUUUGUUUCAUUCACAUGUUUUACACUGACAGACUGAUAAUAAGAGGUUACUCAAACAUGUGUGAAUGAAACAAAACAAAACUCCAGGUAUGUUUUUGAUGAAGGAACAACAUUCUAACACGGCUAAAAGCUCACAAGAGUCAGUUUUGUGUAAUAUAGGACCUUUAAGUCUGGAUAAGUGGUAUCAUGAGGUGGACAUUGUUCUAAAUAGAUCCAUAUUGGGUCAAAUAAAAAAAUAUAAUGUUUAAAAAAGCAAUAAUAAAGCAACUAAGUAUGGAUUUGCUAGAUCAACAAACAGCAUUGUGACGUAUCUGCCAUUGCCUUGUUCGGGGUUGUUGCUUGGUCAGUGGGUGCUACUAUCUUCCCAUUUAAGAUCACAUGAGACACCAUGACUGUGUGAACCCAGUGUGAACCUUGCUAACCUAAUUUAGAAGUGAGGAACAUUGGUAGAAAAGGAAAAUGGACACGAGUCCUCACUUAGCAACAGUAUAAAAACAUUACUUCCCAGUGUAAUAUGAUGAUUGGAUGAUUUCAACCCUGGAACUGCCAAUCUCUACUCAAGAAAAGGUAAAAGGCAGCUGUUAACUUGAAAACUACCGCUACAUGACAUCACAAGGAGAAACUCCAGGUAUGUUUUUGAUGAGGUAACAACAUUAUAACAUGACUUAAAGCUCACAAGAGUCAAUUUCGUGUAAUAUAGGAACUUAAAAUCAUUCUUAGAGCAGCCUUCUUUUUCAUCAGUCAUCAGUGCAAAACAAAAUACAGGGAGAAUCUGGAAUUGUUUAUUUGCCCGAGGGAAUUAGAGACAGGCUGUCCCAGAGCGCACCAAGACACGGAGGAGGAUGUUUGUAGCCUUUAAAUGGAAGGUCUUAUGCCACAGUGUCACGCUAUGAUAAGGUUAGGGUCAUAUCUGGUGAAUGUUAGCGGGUUUAAGAGAUCCUGACUCUGAGCUUGUGUCCUCGGCCGGAGUAAGGUGAAAGGGCACGGUUGAGAAAGAGCAGAGAAUUGUGUGAGAAGGACAACUGAUGUAAAAAUGCCUCCCGGUGACUAGAACGUAGUUGUGUAAACAGAAAAUGCGAGACGGCUUGGCUUUCAGUUGUCGGGGUAUUGUAGAUUUGUUACGUCAUGUUUGCCGAAAUGAAGAAGGUCUGGUAGGUUUAUUUACAAAAGAUGUUAGGAUGCGAGCUCGAUUGACAAUUUUUAAGGUUUGCGAAGAAUACGAGAAGCUAACUUAGGGGGUUUGCGUAUUUUGGCAGUAAACUGUUUUUCUGAUUGGCCGAACGAUGGGGCCAAUGACACCAACAGAUGUCGCGGGAUCUGGAGAGUACGAUGAAACAUAAAACUCAAUUUCAGCAAGUUAACUGGACCAGUUUUAUGGGAACAAAUAUACCGUUUAUAAUUUUACAUCAACGCACAUUUUCAUUUGGUCCAUAUACUGCAAAAAGCAAUCUAGGUAAGGAAAAAACUAAAAAUGUGGCUGUUUGAUGCAGGUGUUCCAAUCAGUGGGAGCUGGUAGAGGGUAUUCUUUGGAAAAAGGAUCAAAACUUUAAACUCAACAGAAUCCAGGCACUCCAAAGAAGUAAAAAUUGCAUGAGUAAAAAUAUAGUUAAAAGGGCUUUAUUUAAAUGGCCAAAGCCAACAUGUUUCAACCAACCUGGUCUUCAUCAGGGCUUAUAAAGGCCUUUUAACUAUUUUUCCUCUUGUGAUUUUUACUUCUUUGGAGUGCCUGGAGUCCGCAGUGUUAAAGCAAUCUAGGUAAGUUAAAAUGACUUAAAUUCAACUUGACAAGUGAAAGGAUCCACCAGUGGAACAAGUGCGUUUUUCUUAAUUCAAGUAACAUUCAAUUUUGUUUCUUAUUUUAAGUGCAAAUAGUUGCUUUGUAGCAAGAUGUAUUUUCAUAUUCUAAGUACAAAUUCAUUUUUACUUGUCAAGUGAAAUUUACUCAAAUCAUGAUGAAACUUUCUUCAUUCGAGUAAUUUUAACUUGGCUAGAUUUUAGUUUUUCCAGUUGUAGAAGUUGUGUUUUUUGCUCAUAAAUGGUUCAACUCCUAGAAACUUUUUUUUUUAAAGAAUAACCCAAAACUACUCAAUCAGUUGUAACCGUUACAGAAUCAAACCAUGAAUUUACAAAUUUUUUUUUCAAGUCACCCCAAGAGACAAGGGCAGUCUCAGGGCAAAAAAUGGCUAUAAAGUUUUACCGACAAGUUUGAUCCGGUGUUUGUUUUUAAGAAGCCUUCUGUUAUCACUGAUCCAGACUGCAUGUCUUGAAAGCAUUGUACAAAACACCAAAUAUGGGAAGUAAAGUAAAAGCAAUGUUCCGUGGUGAUUGAUGACCUGCUAGGAACUAAAAUUAAGCUUUAGAAGGUUUGAACUACGGGCGAAGAAAACGUGUUGUAGCUUCGAUUGGUAGUCCAUUUAAUCACUUUCGUCACUCUUUUAUGUUUAAGGAUUAUAGUACGUUACAGUCACAUACAACAACAAAAAUAGUGUCCCUGUUUGUUGCUUCUACUGUAUAUGGUUCUCAUUCAACAAAUUAAUUCCUCUUAAAAUACAUCAGUCAUAUCUUUCUAAUUUUCUUGCUCAAUAGCUCAAAGGAUGGAGAACCUGAUAGAAAUAAGAAAUACAAUUCUAUUCACCCAAAUACACAAACAUCUCAUAUAUGUUAUAGUCACACACAACAACAAAAAUACUCUAGUGUUCCUGAUUGUUGCUUCUAUAUGGUUAUUAUCCAACAAAAUAAUCCCUCAAUCUAAUUACGUUCAGUUUAGUUUGCUUGUUCAAUAGUUGCUUUUACAGUCGCCUGAUAGGAAUAAGAAAUACAAUUCCAUUCACCCAAAUACACAAACAUCUCAUAUAUUUUAGGAUUCCUGAUAAUUUGUUCCUCUUGGUAAUAUUACGUUGGGUGAGAGAAGUUAUGGUAGAGUCCAAGAAAAACAAACCUGAUUUAUGAAGUGGUGCGCGCGCUGGGCCUGGCUUCCUCAGCGACUGUAAAGAGUGAAGAGCAGCGAGAGGGUUAGGAUGUGUAGUGUCUGGUUGGGUAAGUUCCAGAGAACUUUUCAGGAACUGGGCCAGUGGAAUGGUUUAUGAGCGGAGUAGAGUAACAAUAGACCCAUUUCCCAUAUUCAUUCUCAAUCUAGACAUUUCAUGGCAAACUGUAGCAAAAGUUCACCAAAAAUAUGAAAUGUGCUGAACUUAACUGCGCAACUUUUCCAGUGAAGGCUGCUCUACCUGCUUGUCUCCGUGGAAAUGUUAUUGCUUUGUCUAGAAUGUUCCACAGUACACUGGAAAAAAGCAAUACCAAGUUAAAUUAAAAUGACUUAAACUAAGAACAUAUUUAUUUGAAGAGAUUCAACUUGACAAGUACAAUGAUCUACCAAUGGAAUAAGUGUGUUUUUCUUAAAUCAAGCAAUAAUAUAUUAGAUUUUGUUUCUUAUUUUAAGAGCAAAAAGUUGUUGCUUUUUCUUAUUUUAAGUGUAGCGAGAUGUAUUUUCAUAUUUUAAUUUGUUUUUUUGUCGAGAUUAAACCUAUCACGAGGGAGACAAGCAGGUUACAGCACUAUGCUACUUUACAAUUCAGAUCUGUAGAGAGUCGCCCCUUUUCACAGAAGGAAUUAUUGCAUUUUUGACACCCGUAUAUAAGAUUACGGAUGUAACUCUGGACUUUUACUAGCCCAGGAAAGCCGUAGCACCCAAGGGGUCAACAUAAACGAAGAAAAGAAAAUAAGUUCUUCACCUUUUUUUUUGGCCACACCAAGGGCAGAUCUGACAGCAUGUCCCCAUGACAGACAACAGGCAACCAACAGUGACAAAAAAAAUUCCCAUUAUAUAGCCUGGAAUAAACCACUAAGCUGCAGACAGGUAAAUUUGAACAUUUAAAAAUUAUGAAAUAUAUAAUUAUACUAUUUACAUUUCAUAAACUAAUAUUGCACUUUGUUACAUUAGGAUUAUCAGUUUUUUAAAUAUUAUUUCAUGUAUAGAUAGAUAGUUAAAACCAUUUUGGCAAUUAAACCUCCCCUCCCCCAGCAGCACUUGGCAGAGUCCAAAUCAGGGCUAUGGGAUGCACCUGGCCUGCACUUAUAAGGAUACGCCUCCAAAUCAGUGCCUCCACCAAUCACCUCAAAGGAAAGGAAAAAAGGAGUGAAACAGGAAAAAUAGGUGGGUUUCACGUGACGUCACAGGGCUACGUUUGUCCGCACGCAAAAUCAGAUGGAGGGCAGGAAGUGAACUGACUGGAGGAAAAUGCCGAUGUGUUGUGUAAUUUACAGCUGUGCCAAUCGUUCUAACCGAGAGAAGGAAAAGCAAUUUUUUUAGAGUACCGAAUAUAGUCGUCCACAAAGGUCAGAAAUGGGAAAAGCCGACAGAACAAUGCCGUAAAAAGUGGAUUACAAACCUGUUUGCGGUCAGGAGGAGCAGAAUUCGCUAAUGCUCGUGUCUGCAGUGACCACUUCGUCAAAGGUUUGUUACAAAGCAAAAUUGUUUUUUGUGUUUUACCUAAACAUAAACGAAUCAUUAAGGACUAACGGCUAACGAUGUUUGUUGAUAUUAAAUAGUUCAGAUAGAGGUUACUGCCGAUACACUGCAGUUUUUUCCAUAAUAAUAUAAUAAUAAUAAUAAUAUCUAUACACAUAAAAUAAGAGAAACACUCCAGCGAAGACCAAACGAUAAUCAUCAUUUAGGUGUUUUGCCCCAAGAUUGAGGACCCUUCCACUGACAAAAAAAGUUAUAUGCCUCCAAACUGUUGUACGCCUUCAUCUGUUGUCUGGUGUAGAACGAUGUCUGAAGAGCUAAAUAGUUCGUGAUAUCCUCUGCCUCGAUUGUCAGCAAAUCUUUUGAAAAUUCUCUCAUCUUCAAUAAGAUGGGAUCACGCCCAAUAUAUUUGUCGACUAACUGCCGUACUUUUGUCUUGCUACUGGCUCUAAAUCCUUACAAUAAGAACUCUUCUCCAUAUCUGUGUUCUCCAGAGCCGUGUUUGUCGUGUUUGUCUUCACUUCCUGCCCUCCACCUGAAAUUCGCGCAUCAUUGUGAUCAUGUGACUGAAACCCUCCUAUUAACAUGGCAUCAAAUGAAUAUAUCUGAAAACAUGAAGGUAUACACCUGAUUGGUGAGGGUGUGGUCUAUAGCUCCCUCACACCGUAAUAAAUAAAUGCUAGAUGGAAAUGUGUAAUGUCAUACCAUGGAACAUUCUAGACAAAGCAAUAACAUCUUCAUGGAGACAAGCAUAGGGUGACCAGUAUUUUAAAAUUAAAAACUGGGACAUCCCUGUUUUUUUUGGUGGUUGGUAAUAAUAAAAUUGUGAAACGGGUGUGUAAUUAAGGAAAAUUGUUAUGCAGACCAUUCAUGACUAACGUGUGAGUCAGUAGUCAGUGUCAGUAUAGUCACAUUUUCUUUGUGGUUUGGUCAUUUUUAAGCAGAUUUUUUGUAUUUUGCCCAAGUAAAUUACUCUGUAUGCCUCACUUUACUGUUGGAAGGUAUCAAAUUGGUCAAAAAUAAGGACACCUGGGACGUUUCUUAUAUAAAACUGGGACAAAUCAAUGGUUUUGGAUAAAUCUGCAGCGACAGGGGACACAGGGUUCAAAACCGGGACGUCUGGUCACCCUAGACAAGCAAAUAGCAGACCCUCCACCAGAAAAGUGACGCAUGGCAAGCUGAACUAGUUCGUUUUAGACUGUAGAGUUCAAAAAUAUUCUUUACUUAUCCAACAAAUGUCUAGAGUAGUAAUAUUCACCACCAUGAGUUUAUAAGCAUGUUUCACAACUUUCAGAGGCCAGAACAGUGUUUCUAUAGCUCAUCGAAAACAGCCAAAGCAUACCAAAGUGUGCAUACAGUAAGCAAAAGCAACAGUGCACUUCCUAAUUCCAAAGUAAUAAAAAAUAAGUGUAAUGAUAAUGCAUUUCAGACAGUGCGUAGUGGCCUCAUUUUGACCCUAAGAGCUUUUUCAAUAUUUCCGAACCUAUGCAAGACAAAUUUUACUCUACUACUCGGAAAAAAAGAAUCGGUACAGCCAACAGUUUUCAAACCAUUGUAAGACUAGUACUUGUGGUUAAUACGAUGGAGCAAUGUCUCAUUUUUGCAUUACGUCAUCUCAUCUGCCUGACUCAUUGAGAAUCACGCUAAAAAUAGUCCAACUAGUGUAUCUUAAAUUCACUUCUUUUGCGUUUACGAUUCUUUUCCGUACUCACUCAGCUGAAGUAUAUCUUAAAUGUCCAAACCAGUAUUAUUACUCUUAUGUUUUUUUGUUUUUUGUGCACUCUUAAAGCCUCUGGUGUUCAUUAUUGAUUUGAAAGUCAUUGUGCUGUGACGUACACUGUUAAAAAUGCCAGUUGAGUGCUUUGUCGUGACUUGAAUCAAAACACAUGUUGGGCUGAAUACAUGGACAUGGCCUGUAACAGCUGACAGCACAGUACAGAGCAGGGCCAGGGUACAGUGAAGUCAGUCUCUGCAGUGUGUCCAGAAAAAUGACUUCUAGCAGAUUCUGGAUUAGCCCCAUAUGUCAUCUCGCUUGACAGGCAACAUGACUUCUUUGAUCUGGAGAAGGCCUGUCAGAAUCAACAAAACCAUUUCUUUUAUAUACGAAGGGAAUUUGCACGAGUCACUGUGCAAGAAUGAGCGGUAUUUGGAAACUUUGACGUCGUAUGUGUAUGAAAUUAGACGACAAAAAUGCAGCAAUCUGUGUGUACACAUUGUAUUUGAGGUUAAUUGCAACAAAACUGUAAAGUGUGUAAUUUAAAGGUGCACUUUGUAACUUUUUGGUUGGGGGUCCGUCACCUGCUUGUUUCUAUCAAUGUCUAUCUAUGUCAUUGCUUUGCUUGGAAUUUACUCAAUUACAAGUGGUUUUAUGGCUCAAAAUUAUCUAGAAAAACUGGCAUUUUGACUGAACGGGGUUGCCUCUUCUAACAAUUAGUAGUAGUUGUUUUUUAUUCGGUCAUUUCGCAGUACUACAAAACAAAACAAAUAAAAAAACAUAGACUACAACACCAUGGAUCUUGACCGGAAGGGUUUAGGCUGAAGUAAAAAGCACUUAUAAUGCCAAACCCUUUUAAACAAUGACAUAAUUCCAAGAAAGAAAACAGCGUAUGAACAGCAAGUUUGCAUUUACAAUUUCACUUAUGACUUACUGUACAUAUAAGAGACAAACUAUAAAUUGAAAUAAACUAAAUUUAAUGCAUAAUUCGUUCAUUCCAGAGCUUUGUAUCUUUCAAAACAUAAUGCUUUAUACUUGUUUUUAAAGGCGUAUACAGUGUUAGACUUUCAAUCCCUUUUUUUUUUUUUUAUUAUUAAGUUUUUUUAAAGUUCUUAUCUUCAUUUUUUAUGGUCAUACAAACUAAAAGUAAUGAUAAAGAAGGCCCUAAAUAUAUCGCUUAUGAUCGUAUCAAAAUAAAAGGUAAUGUUAAAGAAAAGAAAAGCAUGUAUUUAGUUAAUAGUCUUGGUUUACUUGUGAAGGCCAUAUUUAAUCUUCUAGGAAUAUCUGACCUGUAACUUGGUCCGGUUUGGUCUCCAUGAAGAUAGAAAGGUUUAAUGUCAUACUGUGAAACAUUCCAGACAAAGCAAUAACAUCUCCAUAGAGAAAAACACACAGGCCCUCCACCAAAAAAGUUAGAGGACGUUGAAUUGAUAACUAUUAUAAUUUAUUGGCGCCCGUUAAGGCUUGCACUGGGAGGGCUUUGAUAAAGGCUCACUAUGUAUCUUUUCUGCUGGUCUCUACGGCGAUGUUAUUGCGUUGUGCAUCUUGAUGGAGGCGGGCAGGUGACGCCAUCAGGUUACAAGUCAGAUCUGUGGAGAAGUGACCUGGAUCAAUGAUGAAGGAUGAAUUUCAAGGCACUUUUGAGUAGUAAAAACAUCUCUAAUUGAAUAAAUGAGAGAUAGAUACAGUACGUUUAAUGCCGUACUGUGGAACAUUCCCUACAAAGCAAUAACAUCUCCAUGGAAACAAACAACUUUCCACCAAAGAAGCUACAAAGUGCAUCUUUAAGUAGAUCAAAAUGCAUUUCAAUUUAGCAAUUUUCUACCAAAUAAUGUGGAGUAUACAUGUAACCUCUUUUCAGUGUCUUUUUUUUUUUUUUUGAACCAUGAUAUUGUCAUUUUAAAACAGCAAAAUAGUCUUUUCAAAUCCUGUUUUUAAUUACAUUCACUGUUAUCGUGCAUUCAGGUGACGUCAACUUAACUAAAUGUCAUUCAGUGUAUACCAAUGUAAGUAUAUGUACAGUGUGUGUAUAUAAAUAUGUAUUAUUCAAUUAUAAUCACCAAAGGGAAGUGUUACGGCCUUGUAAAUGUGUGUUGGAUGUACUGUAGUGUUGUCCAUUUUGCUAUUGUGAGCUCUUUUUGUAUUGUGAGCUUGUAAAGAAGAAACUAAAACAAAGUAUUCAUGUGUGCAGUGCCUUAUAAGUACCUGCCUUAAAUGUGUUUACUAACCGUGUAUUUAAUAUCAGAUGCCUUAAAGUAGAGGUCAAAUUUGUCUCAAAAAACAGUACAAUUGUGCAGUUUUAUCAAUAAAGAUGUAACAAUAAAAAUCACGAGAAUGUCCCAAUAUAAA
Molecule: messenger RNA, 11317 nt
Organism: Boleophthalmus pectinirostris (great blue-spotted mudskipper)
Lineage: Eukaryota; Metazoa; Chordata; Actinopteri; Gobiiformes; Gobiidae
Gene: lpar1
Product: lysophosphatidic acid receptor 1
Exons: 3
Coding region: 353-1414 (353 amino acids)
Biological process (GO): neurogenesis; phospholipase C-activating G protein-coupled receptor signaling pathway
Cellular component (GO): membrane
Molecular function (GO): lysophosphatidic acid receptor activity
Source: RefSeq, a predicted model, not a curated record